AUGGCAUCCCCAUCCCUCCGGUUCGUGACAGCUUUAAGCGCUCCAACACAAGAAACGGCGAUCCUUUCUUCAUCUCUCUCGUCGCGAUCUGACGCUUGCAAAGUAUUUCUUAAUUCACUUGCGUUCAAGAGGCCUGAAGGUAAGGCAGCGAUGAAUCUGAGGGUGAGAGCGAUGGGAGGAGCACCUAAGUUCAAGGGUACCCAGAUGAGAGAGAAGCACCUGACGGAGAUGAUAGAGAAGAAGAUAAUCGAAGCAAAAGAGGUGUGCGAGGGAGAUCAGACCUCCGACGAGUGCAAGGUGGCAUGGGAUGAGGUGGAAGAGGUGAGCCAAGCUAAGGCUGAUUUUAGACUUAAGUUGGAGAAACAAGAUCCUCUCGAGUAUUUCUGCCAGGACAAUCCUGAGACCGACGAGUGCCGCGUCUAUGAAGAUUAGUCUUAGCUUUAGCUUGAAACCAAUCAGCUAUCAAAAAAGAAGAAAAAGAAAAACCCUAGGCCUUAAUUAAGUCAUUUUCUAUUUUCCAGUGUAUGAUCCUUUUGUACUCAUCCAUCUUGUUUUAUGAAACCCUUGUCUCUUAUCUC
Messenger RNA from Manihot esculenta (cassava), 578 nucleotides. Its product is annotated as calvin cycle protein CP12-3, chloroplastic. The transcript has a single exon. Gene Ontology annotation, biological process: negative regulation of reductive pentose-phosphate cycle. Gene Ontology annotation, cellular component: chloroplast. Lineage: Eukaryota; Viridiplantae; Streptophyta; Magnoliopsida; Malpighiales; Euphorbiaceae. The record is from RefSeq and is a predicted model, not a curated record. Bases 1 to 432 code for a protein of 143 amino acids.